CGCCAGCUGGAAAAAAAGGUAAACAACGAUGGCCGCCCUCGCUGCACGUCGCUUUUCGUGGCUCCUCGCAAAUCGUCCCAAUCUCGUCCGACUGUCCGCGCACAGAUGCUGUUCGGACAAACCGACCGAUGCAGAAACUCCAGAGGAAUCGACCAAGCAGAAAAAGUUGAGCGGCUUCGCGCAGUCCUUCCAGAGGCAGUUCAAAUCGCAGGAGGCUGCGGUUCCGCACACCCCUGCCCAAGAUGAAUCUUUUGCCACUCUACUGCGGAAUUCAAAAUUCAUGGAUCUUGGUGAUCCAAAGGGUAAAAUCGUGAGCGGAUAUAUUUACCACAUUGUGGGUGACGACCUGUACAUUGAUUUUGGUUUCAAAUUUCCCUGCGUCUGCAUUCGACCAGCAAGGAAUGGAGCAGCUUACGUUCGUGGAGCCAAAGUGAGGUUGCGAAUCAAUGAACUGGAACUGUCCACUCGAUUUUUAGGAUCAGAACGAGACAUGACACUUCUGGAGGCGGACUGUACUUUGCUAGGCCUCAUUUACUCCCCUGCGCAAGCAUUCCAAGCAAGCAGGGGUCCAUCAGUAGUACCUUUGUGAAGUAAAAUAGUUUCAAUCUAGUAAAAUAAUCCCAAGGAUAUUAAAAUAAAAACUUAUGUCAACAAAGCAGGAGUAUAUUUCUGAAUCAAA
Molecule: messenger RNA, 679 nt
Organism: Neocloeon triangulifer
Lineage: Eukaryota; Metazoa; Arthropoda; Insecta; Ephemeroptera; Baetidae
Gene: mRpS28
Product: small ribosomal subunit protein bS1m
Exons: 3
Coding region: 29-589 (186 amino acids)
Cellular component (GO): mitochondrial small ribosomal subunit
Source: RefSeq, a predicted model, not a curated record